This is a messenger RNA of Dipodomys ordii (Ord's kangaroo rat), 403 nucleotides long. Its product is annotated as neutrophil elastase-like. Gene Ontology annotation, biological process: proteolysis. The transcript is spliced from 3 exons. Lineage: Eukaryota; Metazoa; Chordata; Mammalia; Rodentia; Heteromyidae. Gene Ontology annotation, molecular function: serine-type endopeptidase activity. The record is from RefSeq and is a predicted model, not a curated record. The annotation marks the transcript as partial.
GCCCGGAACCGCCAUGACCUCCAUCUCCCCGCCCUCCAGCCCUGCUCUCAUGGCUGCGCUGCUGGCCUUGCUAUUAAGCGGCCCCACACUGGCCUCUGAGAUUGUGGGUGGCCGGCCGGCCAGGCCCCACGCAUGGCCCUUCAUGGUGUCCCUGCAGCAGCGUGGGGGCCACUUCUGCGGGGGGACCCUGAUUGCCCCCAACUUCGUCUUGUCUGCGGCACACUGCGUGAAUGGCAGGAACGCCCAGUCGGUGUCUGCCGUGCUGGGCGCUCACAACCUGCGGCAGGCAGAGCGCGCCACCCGGCAGACGUUCAGGGUGCAGCGUGUGUUCGAGAACGGCUACGACCCCACGCGCCUGCUGAACGACAUCGUGGUUCUCCAGGUGCCUGCAGGGAAGAGACAG